AAUCCGGUUAUAUCACUGUUGACCUGUCCAGCUUUCGAAAUUAUAUUUCAAUAUAGUGUUUUGAAUGUUAACUUGAAGUGCAACAGGUAUGGUUUACUAUGGGACUAGCAUGUGUGCAUUGAAAAUAUAUUCGCGCAUCUCUUGCACAAAAAUGUGAUCUAACCAGGGCCCUUGAUAAUAGCGGCCCAAGGCGGCCUUAUUUCGUUUUAAAUUGUUUUGAAGUAUUUUUGAGAAGCAAAAUGAGAUCUAAAUAGGAUGAAUUGAAUUGUAGCGAACCAUGGCAUUCCGGGAAAUCGCUAGCGGCAAUCUUCAACGAAAUAAAUUGCGACAGCAAAGUCUUCCAGGGGAGCGCGCUAAAAUUUUUACGGCUUGAGUAGUUGAGAACUUAUUUUUGUUUCUUCGAAAUGUGCGCUGGUAUAAUAUUGUAGCGAUUUUAAAUUCGUAAAUCAAAAAAAUUAGAUUUUGUUUUCAACAAAAACGAGAGAAAACGUGAUUCUUCUUGCUGCUUUGAGAAUCAAAAUCCCGCAUUGGGGAGGGCACACGGGGCACGUCACUCAGGGAGGACACGAGCGCAAAGGCCGGCGUUUUCGAUUCGCCCAUUUCAAAUUAGCGUCACUUUGGACUAAAAUUUUCAAGGGUUUAAGCAUCUUAAAGAAGCCAAAAGUGAACGCAAAAUAAACGGAGAGUAACUUAUAUUAACGCCUUCUGUUCAAAAUUUGGAGAGGUGGAAUUGCUGAAGAGGUUUUGUUCCACAAAGCUUGGCUAUUGUUUGGCGUUUCGUCAGCAGUGGCGUGACUCACCUUUUGAAGCUAUUUGCCGCGUAUACGUUGUGUUUUGCAUUUGUUCAAGUCCUGUAUUCGUUGUAUCUGUGCAAAAUUUUAUCUUCAAUAGCUGUUUAGCGGUUGAAGUUUCUUUUAAACUAAAGGACAACACAAUUCGAUUGAGCAAGAGUCCCAAAAAAGCUCGUGAAGUCGACAUUAUUGCUUCGCAAAUUUCGUGGGAGAAGAAGCGUUGCUUUGAAUGGGGUAUUUUAUCCCAGUUGGCGUGGUGUUUUAAUUAACAGCCGAGGAGCAUUUUUUAAAUGAAAUAUUUGUCUAACUAUGGUUAGUGCUCGUGAACUUGUGAGCAAUCUAAAAGGUACUUUACCGCCAUACGUAUGCCCUUUGUGCGACAAAGUCUACAAGAGCUGGUGCGGUAUAGAGUAUCAUUUGCUUCGCUUCCCUCAUGAAGGCGUCGAGCGACAUAGUACACCAAGUACGCCAUCGUCGAAGCGAACUAAAACGAAGAAAGGCCGUGGUAGGACGAAAAACAAGCGAGCAAAGUCACCGCCGCCUCAACCGUCCGUCGUUCGCGAAACGCUCACAUAUGCUCAAGCACAAAAAAUGGUGGAGUUCGAUUUCGCCGGACAUCUGCAAAGGCUGGAUAUCGGAGACUCGCUUGGCAUCGUUGAAGAACACGUACAGGACGAAAAUGGCGGGCUAGAUGAGACCGACGGUCAAACGCCGAAAUCUACAACUAAAACUAAAGCAAAAUCCAAGUCGAAAAACAAAUCUAAAACUGGCAAUGAAAUCCAGCCAGUUGUAGUUGGUUUACCGAAACCGGAGUUUCGGCUGGAUGAUGACUUUUGUGAACUUGAUGCCCCUGCACGAUCUACGACUUAUUUUAGAUUUAUUGAACGCACCUCUGAAGAGCUGGAUGAGGAGGUUGAAUAUAGUGCAGAUGAUGAAGAUGCAAAGUGGUUGAAACUAGUGAAUGAAAAACGGAAAAAUGACAACAUUGCAACAGUUUCCCAAGAUGUAUUUGAGUUGCUUAUGGAUCGCUUGGAGAAGGAAAGUCACUUUGAGAGUCAAAAUACUUGUGAUCCAAAUCAAUACAUUGACGAGGAUGCUGUAUGCUGUAUCUGCAAUGAUGGAGAAUGUGCAAACAGUAAUGUUAUACUGUUUUGUGACAUGUGCAACCUUGCUGUGCAUCAAGAAUGUUAUGGAGUGCCCUAUAUUCCUGAAGGACAGUGGCUUUGUCGGCGAUGUCUAAACUCACCAUCAAAACCAGUUGAUUGUGUUUUAUGUCCAAACAAGACAGGAGCAUUCAAACAAACUGAUGAUAACCGAUGGGCACAUGUUGUCUGUGCUCUCUGGAUCCCUGAAGUCUGUUUUGCAAACACUGUUUUUCUGGAACCUAUCGAUUCCCUUCAGAAUAUCCCUGCAGCUCGAUGGAAAUUGAGGUGUUACAUUUGUCGCAAGACUCAAGGUGCAUGUAUUCAGUGUUCAAAGACCAAUUGCUACACAGCAUUUCAUGUCACAUGCGCUCAACAAGCAGGAUUGCAUUUGAAGAUCGAACCAACCAGAUCAGAGAGCGGGCAGCCUGCUGUGAAGAAGUCUGCUUUUUGUGAUGUGCACAGCCCAGGUUGUAAUAAUCAGUCUGCAAAUGGUAGUGCCAGAGAGAGUGAGGAUGAUACUGAAGAAAAGAUAAUUCCAAGCAAAGCCACUCCACUCAAUCAGAAGACACCAAAAGACCUCAAGGAAAUACGAAAAAGGCUAUCUGAAAAACAUCCAACUGUUCCUAUUGUAAACAUUCCAUUUGUUCCAGCACACAGGCUUAGUAAAAUUGUGAGUCGUGUAGCAAUCCAGAAGAAAUCACAAUUCAUUCAAUGCCUUCAAGCAUACUGGAUGCUGAAGCGACAAUCAAGAAAUGGUGUACCACUUCUGAGGCGCCUUCAAGCAACUCAUCAGAACCGAGCAAGUGGUCCAGAAGAUCAACAAAGACGUGAACGAAUUGCAGCGAUGAAAGAGCAACUGCAUUUCUGGCAAAGACUGAGGCAUGACUUAGAAAGAGCACGGUUACUUGUGGAGCUGAUACGAAAAAGAGAGAAACUAAAGAGAGAACAUUUGAAGUCACAUUUGAAUGUUGUGGACCUACAAUUGAAGCCCCUGACAACAAUUUUGUCAAAGACUUUGUUGCAACUGCAAGCAAAGGAUCCUGGAGAAAUCUUUCUUGAACCUGUUGAUACAAGCGAGGUGUUGGACUACCUGGACGUGAUUACAGAGCCAAUGGACUUCACGACAAUGCGAGAAAAGAUUGACGGAAACGUUUACCAAAGUUUUGAUGAAUUUGAGAAGGAUUUCAAUCUUAUUUGGAAAAACUGCAUGGCAUAUAAUGCUGAGGAUACGAUCUACUAUAGAGCGGCAGUCAGAUUAAGAGACCAAGGUAAAACACUCAUACGAAGUGCUCGAAGAAUUGUUGAAAGGACUGGGGUUGAUCCCGAAACAGGUCUUCUCACACCUGAUGUGCCUACAGUAAAGGACAGAGAACUUACUCAAGAAGACUUCAUUCUUACUGACGAGCAACGUAAAGAAAUGAGCCUUGAAGAACAACUCAGAGAUUUAAAUGAAAAAUUGGAAAUGACACAAGCCAUUAAGUCAGGAAGUGCGAGAGCUCAAAGAAAUCGUCAAAUCCGAAGGGAAAUUGGUUGUCUCCGGAGAAAAAUAAAUCUUCAAGAAAGGCAGAGUAUCUCUGAACCUAGUGUUGCAGACAGCGAAGAAGGACUGUCUCCGGCGAAGAAACCCAAGUUCUCUCCAGACCCAUCCCCUACCUCUCAAGAGACUCCGAACCUCACAACCGCGUUGGACAUGUCGGAGACGAGCCUGGUGACAAACACGAGGGACGCCGAGCCUGUUGGAAACGUAGUCUCGACGCCAAGUAUCACAAACCCGCGUCCAGGCACAAAUCGCCGUAGCGGGAUCUUAUUUAAUAAGAAUAAAUUCCGAGCUCGACAUAAUGUUCUUACUAAAAACAAUGAUAUGGAGCUGGGAACGAAUUUGGGUACACCCGUGUUUGAGAAUGGCGAUGUUCCCGAAAUACUCGGAAAAAACGGUAAUGUUCGACGAAAGUCAACGACGAGCGAAUCGAACGAUGAAAAUAACUGGAGUAACCUCAAUAGGCUGGUUUACCCUGAGGAUACACCUGGUAAUGAGGGAUAUCCUGGAAGAAAGACGAGUCGUCUGAACAGUUAUCCAGAAGAUGUCCCUGAAGUCAAGGAGAUCCCCAUCGUGGAAGCGCAUCGGAAUAACUUCAAAGAAAAUUCACGACCAAAGCCGAGGAACUCGCGGAGCAAUACAAGCUGUUCCGAGGAAGCUACGGAAAAGAAACCAAACGAUCUCUUGGGCUAUGUUAAAAAGCGCGGUCGAAAAGCGCGAAGUAGAUGUAAUUCUGAAGAGGAUAUAAAUACAACCGACAGUGAAUGUAAUGGUGAAGCGUAUUCCCCUCGGAAUUCUGACACCGAACCGGAUAUGUUUGACUAUCUCGAUCUCGUAUGGGCUAAGUGCCGAGGAUAUCCGUCUUACCCAGCACUCAUAAUCAACCCGAAAACUAAACGAGGUUUCGUGCACAAAGGUGUUCCUAUUCCUGUACCUCCUGACGAUGUCUUAAAAGAACGAAGGUCGACUGAUGAGCAUUUGUAUUUAGUAUUGUUCUUCGAUGCCCGCAGAACUUGGCAAUGGCUGCCCCGUCAAAAGUUAUCGCUACUGGGUCAGAACAACUGCGUGGACAACACGAAGCUGUACGAGGGCAAAAAACCUUCUCUGCGCAAAUCCGUGCAGCAAGCGUUUGCGCGCGCACUCUCGUACAAACAACAGAUUUCUACACAGCAAGACGACGAGGAUGUGAACGGUUAUUUGGAAAAUAAUGACGAGGAUGUUGACGAUGAAAUAGAGGGAGAAUAUUGAGAUAAUUUGUACAAAUCAUGCCUGCUGAGUGGGUUGUAACAUGUAAAUGUUUUGUCAAGGAAUGCAUGGAAAGGGCAAUAUUUUACAUUUGAACCGAAAUUAUUUAUUGGUCGCUUUUCCGCAGAGGUUUUUUUAGAAAGGUAUUUAAAUUUAUUCUCAGGUAUGUUAUUACAGUUCGCUCGACUUGAACUGCCAGCAUUGGGUGGCGCUCCCUUCAACAGCUACCAGUGGUCCCAGUCAGCUGGCAUUCGAGCCGUGACUGUGAAGCUGAUCGGCGCUUCCUUCUGUGAAUAUUUACGGUUAAGAGUGAACAGAAAUUAAUAUAAAUAAAAAACAAAAAACCUCUCCGGAGUAGCGAGGAUCUGAAGUGUAUUAGAGAACGGACAACACAACGUAGCAAGUAAACAAACAAUAGUAAUAGCCCUUGAUUGAACACAGUCAAUUUAUGGCGCAAGAUUGUGCAUCGUGAUAAACUAUAACUCAAUUUUUUCUUUAGAGAAGGAUUAUUACCGUGGCAAUACAUUUUAUAAAACGCAAAGGAAAUUACAAUUUUCUUUGAUGAAUCUUUCAGGCAGUCAUCCUUCUCUAAUACAAAUUAGACCGAUCCUACAUCUUCCAGUAAGUUCCUGCUACACAUCCAAAAUGCAUUCAUAUUUUUUAACACUUCUUGAGCUUUACUGAGUGACUACAUCAUAUAUGCUAUUUUAUACCAGAAUUUGUAAUAUAUAAUGUAUAGCUGUAUAGAUAUAUUACUAUUAGAUUCGUGUGUCUAUCUGCCCGCACCAAUUUUCUCGUGUUUGGUCAAGUUAAUAGA
Molecule: messenger RNA, 5535 nt
Organism: Dendronephthya gigantea
Lineage: Eukaryota; Metazoa; Cnidaria; Anthozoa; Malacalcyonacea; Nephtheidae
Product: bromodomain-containing protein 1-like
Exons: 11
Coding region: 1101-4721 (1206 amino acids)
Biological process (GO): regulation of transcription by RNA polymerase II
Cellular component (GO): MOZ/MORF histone acetyltransferase complex
Molecular function (GO): protein binding
Source: RefSeq, a predicted model, not a curated record